This is a messenger RNA of Thunnus maccoyii (southern bluefin tuna), 1257 nucleotides long. RefSeq lists its product as uncharacterized. Bases 1 to 1257 code for a protein of 418 amino acids. The transcript has 7 exons. Lineage: Eukaryota; Metazoa; Chordata; Actinopteri; Scombriformes; Scombridae. The record is from RefSeq and is a predicted model, not a curated record.
AUGUCUGAAGAGAGUCAUCCAACUCUAACAAUCAAAGAUCUGACAGACAAUGAUGCAAAGUCUUACUGCUGUAGUGAGAGUGCAGAAAACCCACAAGACUGCAUACAAAGUACAAUCUUCCUCCGUGUUACAGACCUGCAGGUGAAGGUGAUUCCUGCCACAGAGGGAAAGACAGUAUCACUGAUUUGUAGCUCCAGUUGUCCUCCGAUUGAAAACCCUGCAGCCUACAUCUGGUACAAGAACAGAGAGUUUCUCUAUCAGGACUGGUCUCCCUGGUACCAACAGCUGGUCAGCAGUGAGGAAGCAGUCAGAUACUCCUGUGCUAUCAAAGGCUACGAGCAUCUCAGAGCUCCUGAAGUCUCAGUGGAUUCUGUCACAUCGACCUGCUUUACUGUGACCUACGCUGAAGGAAGAAUGUGUUCUGAAAAGCAGACAUCAGUGAAUGAGUCCUGCUCCAUCACAUAUCCCAGAGAAGUAGGUCUACAAAGGACUCCUGCAGAGGUGAAUCAUGUUAGACUGACCUGUAACACCAGCUGUCCACUGGCUGACAACCAAACUGCCUAUAGAUGGUACAAGAACAGACUCUUAAUGUCUGAGAAGAAACAGCAGCUUUCAGUUCCCAACUUCUCUCCUGAUAUCUUCUCCUGUGCUGUCAAAGACCACGAGGAUCUGCACUCUGCUGAAGUCUGUGUUGAUUAUAAUAACUGCUGGAGUGUAAAUUAUAUCAGAAGGAGAAUCUGCGCCCUGGAAGGCUCUUCAGUGGACAUUUCAAGUGAAUAUUUGCAUCCUGACAACCAGCAGCCUGAGUCUAAAGUUUGGUAUAAAAUAAAGAGAAGUGGUGAGGAGGAAGCUGUGGAGCCGACUGAGGAUGCAGUUCACGUGCAGUAUCAUGACAACAUGAACAACCAGCACAUCCUGAGAAUCAAAAACCUGAAGAAGACUGACUCAACAAAAUACACAUUCAGACUCCUAAAAGAUGAUGAAGUACGGAAGGGUGAUCCACCUGGAGUGACUCUGAUUGUCUCAGACUUGGAAGUUAAGUUGCAUCCUGCUGUGGUGACAGAGGGCCAGAGAGUCACACUGACCUGCAGUACCAGCUGUCCUCUGACUGACGACACAAACUACAUUUGGUACUUGAACAGUCGACCUCUGACGGUGCCAGAGAACCAAAACAAACACCUGGUUCUAGACCCAUACCACAGGAACAUCAACAGCAGCAGUUGGAGUUGUUACAGCAACAACUCCUGCAACUGUUGA